GAAUUAGAGACCAAGCAACCUUAAAGCCCCACCAUCUUUCUCUAUAAUCACUUAUAUAGUUAUAUAUAUACACACACACACUUUACACUUUACAUACACGUGAUCUGUCUAACUUUUUCCUUCAGUCCUGGUAUUUAAUGUUAAGUCCUACUGAUUGUACUCGCAUAAUCGGAUUUACACAAGCCUGUUUGCUUCAGUUUUGGUAUUGGAAAUCAUAACAUAUGUUGCUUGAUUGAAACUUCUAAGAUUUAAGUCGGUUGAUGAUGGCAGCCGAUGGUGCAUUACCGUUCUCCGUUGCAUCUGUGAUGGAAACCGUACUUCAACAACAUGAUAUUCAGCCUCGGCAUCUAGAUUUGGAUUCGCGUAGAGCCGAGGAAAUUGCAACAAGAAGGUAUGAAGCCACUGCUUGGAUGAGAACAAUGAUCGGCGUUGUGGAGGCAAGAGAUUUGCCCGCGCAGCCUUCUGAGGAAGAAUUUAGAGUUGCUUUAAAAAGUGGACUAAUUCUCUGUCAUGUGAUCAAUAAGGUUGAUCCAGGAUCCGUGCCUAAGGUGGUUGAAGGUCCAUGUGAUCCAUCUUCUGUCCCGGAUGGAGCAGCUUUAUGCAUAUAUCAAUGUUUCGAAAAUGUAAGAAAUUUUCUUGUAGCCGUUGAGCAAAUGGGACUACCUACUUUUGAGGCAUCCGAUUUGGAACAAGGUGGCAAGUCAUUUAGAGUUGUCAAUUGUAUCUUAGCGCUCAAAUCGUACCACGAUUGGAAACAAACAGGUGGGAAUGGGACUUGGAAAUUUGGUGGAAAUUUGAAACCGAUCGCAUCAGGAAAGAACUUCGUACGCAAAAACUCAGAUCCGUUCAAAAAUUCAUUGUCAAGGUUUAUAUCAAUGAAUGAAGCAUCCAUGAAUGGUCAAUUACUUGAAACUGAGAAUGUCGAAAUGCCUGAUUCUUCCUUGAAUAUGCUUCUCCGUGCAGUUUUAUUCGAUAAGAAACCUGAUGAGAUUCCCAUGCUUGUAGAGUCUGUGCUAGGUAAGGUCAUGGAAGAGUUUGAGAACCGCAUUGCUAAUCAAUUUGAAUCGACCAAAGAAACCCCUACCGGAGACAGUACUCUCUUGAAACACACUACUGAUGAAAUAAAGGUGAACGAUAAAAAAUGCGCACUUGUAAAGAAAGAUGAGAACUUGCAUAAGAACUCCAUCUCCAAUGAAGAAAAGGGAAGAAAACAUCGGAAAUAUCAAAUUCUUCUUGAUAUACAAGAAAGGGAUAUCAAGGCGCUGAAACAAACUCUUCUAACCACAAAAGCCGGGAUGCAGUUCAUGCAAGCGAAAUUCCACGAGGAGAUUCAGAAUCUCGGCCUGCAUGUUCAUGGUCUAGCCACUGCUGCUUCCGGGUACCAUAGAGUUCUUGAGGAAAACCGAAAGCUAUAUAAUCAGGUCCAAGAUCUUAAAGGAAAUAUUAGAGUUUAUUGUCGGGUGAGACCUGGAAGAUCGGACUUUCAAAGUGUCGUGGAUAACAUUGAAGAAGGAACGAUUUCCAUAAAUAGCCCUGUCAAAUAUGGAAAAGGAUGUAGAUCAUUUAACUUCAACAAAGUAUUUGGGCCCUCAGCAACCCAAGCGGAGGUCUUUGCGGAUACUAGGCCCCUAAUUCGCUCUGUUCUUGAUGGUUACAAUGUAUGUAUUUUUGCAUAUGGUCAAACUGGAUCCGGAAAAACACAUACGAUGACUGGACCAAAAGAUCUUACAGAGAACAGUCAAGGAGUUAAUUAUAGGGCGUUAGGUGAUUUAUUUUUUCUCGCGGAACAAAGGAAAGACACCUUUCAAUAUGUUGUGUCGGUUCAAAUGAUCGAGAUUUAUAACGAGCAAGUUCGAGAUCUUCUUGCUACCGACGGUUUAAACAAAAGAUUAGAAAUUCGUAACAAUUCACAAAACGGAUUCAACGUCCCAGAUGCUACCCUGGUCCAGGUGGCAUCAAUGUAUGAUGUUAUUGAUCUGAUGAACCUGGGCCAUAGAAACCGUGCGGUUGGUGCAACUGCUCUCAAUGACCGUAGUAGCCGCUCACACAGUUGCUUAACUGUACAUGUCCAAGGGAGAGACCUAACAUCCGGAGCUGUAGUUCGCGGUUGUAUGCAUUUAGUUGAUCUAGCGGGUAGUGAGCGCGUGGACAAAUCUGAAGUAGCCGGUGACAGAUUAAAAGAGGCACAACAUAUUAAUAAAUCCUUGUCAGCAUUAGGGGAUGUGAUUUCUUCUCUUGCUCAAAAGAAUUCACAUGUGCCUUACCGAAACAGCAAACUCACACAAUUACUUCAAGAUUCACUUGGAGGGCAAGCGAAGACACUGAUGUUUGUUCACAUAAGCCCGGAACUUAAUGCUGUUGGAGAAACACUAAGUACGCUUAAAUUUGCUGAGCGGGUGGCGACUGUUGAACUUGGUGCUGCACAAGUACAUAAAGAUAGUUCGGAUGUGAAAGACCUCAAAGAGCAGAUUGCCAGUCUAAAGGCGGCUCUUGCGAAGAAGGAAGGGGAUCAAGAAGACAUGCAACAGAAAGUAUCGGGGAGUCCGUAUGGCAAACUAUCGUCUCGUUCCCCUCCUAACUUGCAAAGGGUAGAUUCAUUUCCGGAGCCGAAGAGUAGUAGGAAACCAAGGGCGGAUGUAGGAAACACGGAGGUUGGCAAAAAAUCGAGAUCAAGGCAGAAGACACAAAGCUUUGAUUUAGAUGAACUAUUAGCAAAUUCACCACCAUGGCCUCCGAUAAGCAGUCCAGGCGAGGCAUAUCUAGAAGAUGAUAGAGACGCAUGCUCGGGUGACUGGGUUGAUAAAGUCAUGGUAAACAAACAAGAUGCAGCCCGAUGUUGGGAAGCAGAAAACGCUGCAAUUUCUGAUCCAUUUUACCAAAAAGAUGUUCCGGAUUCUUCAUCGGAACAAUCUUAUACCGUAUUCGAAAAUGGAAAUGGGUUUGAGAUGGUGAAUACUGAUGGAGUGGAUGAACUUGAUGCUGCAACUAGUGACUCGUCUGAGCCUGAUCUGCAUUGGCAAUUUAAUCAUUCUAAACUUCCAACAAUGUCAAGAUUUAAUAAUAAAUCAAAUGGGAAGGCAACAAAGAGCCCGGAUUUCAGCAGGUCAAUGAUUCCAAGACUUUUGCCAUCACCUUCACGCAAAACAACAAAUGUCGGUAACCACCAUCAGCCGACGCAGCGCGGUAGUAGGCAGGUAACUGCUGUUGAAAUGAAGAAGAAAAGCGAGAACCGAAAGUAUUGAAGAAUAACAUUCCUUGAUUUUUACGAUUUUUUUCUUACAUUACAUACAGUUUUUUGUAUUUUCCUGUUUUUUUCUUUUUUUUUUUUUUUUUGGCUUUCAUGAACUGUGAAAUCGCUGUUGUAAAUCUGUUUGCUACAAAUACAAAGGUUCCUUUGACCGAAA
Helianthus annuus (common sunflower) is the source of this 3404-nucleotide messenger RNA. Its product is annotated as kinesin-like protein KIN-14I. The record is from RefSeq and is a predicted model, not a curated record. Bases 261 to 3242 code for a protein of 993 amino acids. NCBI's taxonomy places the organism in Eukaryota, Viridiplantae, Streptophyta, Magnoliopsida, Asterales, Asteraceae. Gene Ontology annotation, biological process: microtubule-based movement. Gene Ontology annotation, molecular function: ATP binding; microtubule binding; microtubule motor activity. The transcript is spliced from 18 exons.